CGUAGCGGCCGGGCCGGGCCGGCGCCUGCGUCCCGCGAGCAUCCCGGCUCCUGAUUCCUGCCAGUGAUUCCUGCUACUGAUUCCUGCCUCCUGCCCGCCGCCGCCAUGGAUUACCGGGCGCUGGUGAUGAGCCAGGUCGUGCCCGGGCAGUUCGACGAUGCGGACUGCUCGGACAGUGAAUCUGCAGAAGACACAGAGACAUGUAAAGAGGGUGGGGUCCCUGAGAGCUGCCAUUUAUGCACAUGUGAAGAAGUUAACGCUGAGGAAGGAGAUGGUGACAAUGACAACGAUGAUGAAGAAGAAGAUGAAGACUGGGACUGGGAUGAUGAAGUGGGAAGACUCACGAAGCGCCACAGUGCUGCUGGUGGGUGCAAUCCACAGGCAAAUAGACAGACCCCUAAUUGCUCUUCAGCAAAACUGUCAACCCCUGCAGGCAAGGUUUUAAGAAAAUUUGAGCACAAAAUUAAUUUAGAUAAGCUAAAUUUUGAUGACUCCGUUAUAAACAGAGUCACAGAAAAGUCUAGACAGAAGGAAGCAGACAUGUACCGAGUCAAAGACAAGUCAGACAGAGCAACAGUAGAACAGGUGUUGGAUCCAAGGACCCGAAUCAUUCUGUUCAAGAUGCUCUCUAGAGGUAUCAUAUCAGAAAUCAAUGGCUGCAUCAGCACGGGGAAAGAAGCCAAUGUAUAUCAUGCCAGUACUGCAAAUGGAGAGAACAGAGCAAUAAAGAUUUACAAAACCUCUAUUCUGAUGUUUAAAGAUCGGGAUAAGUAUGUGAGUGGUGAAUUCAGAUUUCGUCAUGGAUACUGCAAAGGCAACCCAAGAAAAAUGGUGAAGACGUGGGCCGAAAAAGAAAUGAGGAAUUUAAUAAGAUUGAAUACGGCCCAGAUACCUUGCCCAGAGCCAAUUAUGCUAAGGAGUCAUGUGCUUGUCAUGGGCUUUAUUGGUAAAGGUGAUAGGCCUGCUCCUCUGCUGAAGAAUGCUCAGUUAUCUGACUCCAAAGUCCGGGAGCUCUACCUACAGAUCAUCCAGUACAUGAGAAGAAUGUACCAAGAUGCCAGACUUGUUCACGCAGAUCUCAGUGAAUUUAAUAUGCUGUACCAUGGUGGGGACGUGUACAUCAUUGAUGUAUCUCAGUCUGUGGAGCACGACCACCCUCAUGCACUGGAGUUCCUGCGGAAGGAUUGUGCCAACGUUAACGACUUUUUCCAGAAGCACAAUGUUGCAGUGAUGACUGUGAGGGAGCUGUUUGAAUUUAUUACUGAUCCUUCUAUCACAAGUGAGAACAUUGAUGACUACCUGUCUAAGGCAAUGGAAAUAGCAUCGAAAAGAACAGAGGAGGAAAGAUCCAGUCAAGAUAAAGUGGAUGAGGAAGUAUUUAAGAAGGCCUACAUACCUCGAACUCUGACUGAAGUUAAAAACUAUGAGAGGGAUGUGGACAUAAUGAUGAAAUUGAAAGAAGAGGAUAUGGCAUUGAAUGUUCAGCAAGAUAAUAUUCUCUACCAGACUGUGACAGGACUGAAGAAGGAUUUGUCUGGUGUUCAGAAGAUUCCUGCACUUCUUGAAAAGGCAGAUAAUUCAGAAACAGACUCUGAUGAUGAUGAUGAUGAUGGUGGCAGCUCAGAGGACUCUGAUUCGGGCUGUAAAGAAUCUGUACAUCCCAAAGAUAAACCUGCUGAAAUUAGCAUGGACAAAAAGGUUUCUCAUUCUGUGGUCCUUGGUCAGGCACAAGCUUGUGGAGCGUUAAGUGGGCAUGUGUUGGAGAACACUGUGUCUCUUUGGGCUAUGAACAGGCCCUUAUGUGGACUGUGCACUGGAGACCUGAGGUCUGACAGAUAUCUGAGCCCUCGAGGAAAUGUCCUACCAUACUGUGUGAAACACACUGUUCAUUCAGCUUGCUGCACUCUAACAGUGGUGAAUAUGGGAAACGCUCGUUCUUCUGGUGGUGGCUCAAGUGAAGGAGCAGUGGUCUGGAGAGACAAAAGUAGAGGGGAAAGAACGAUUGAAGAGGAGAAGGGGUUGUCACUUUGUGGUUCUUCAGCCUCUUUUGCACCACUGCUUGUUCUGGAUGUUGUGACCAAUCUGUGCACCAUGCUCUGAGUACUUUCCCAUCCCCCUGCCUUAUUGAUCCAAGCUUGCCUUGUCUCCUCACCUUCACUGAAGACUACACACCAGUGACAGACUGGGAAGAACAAAGGAACAGCAGGGAGAGUUGGAGGCUCUUCUCAGGGCAGUUUUGACUUGUUUGAAAAGCCACUCCCUGUGGGGGUAUGUAGCUGAGGUGGCAGAUUUGCAGUGACUUGCCUUCGUGACAUCAGGUGCAUCGGUGCAGCACAGGGUGCAAGUCAUUACUGGGGAUGGGUAGGGACCAGACCAAGGGCUCAGUCCUGCUGAAGGCUCAACUCCUGGUGCAACUGAAAGAAAUGGAGCUUUGAGCCUGGCUUAAAAUGGGGCUGAAGAGUUUUCAGCUGAAGAAGGGGUUUAUUGAUCAUGUCACAUUUUUGGUGUUCUGGCACAUUAGUGUUGGUGGAGUAGAAGAAAAAGUUGUUUUAAAAGCAUUUUAAAGUUGUUUUAAAAGCAUUUAAAAUAAGAGUUCAGAAGAAUCUAUUGUGUGCUUUUUUUUCCUUUCCCUGAGCUUCUAAGGAUUACUGCUUAUAGCCAUGAAACGUUAGAAAAUACUCUAUUUGUGAAGAUCCCUUUUCAGCCAUCCAAAGUGAUUGCAUUAAGAUGUCAUUCAACAUUAUACACAUGGUGGAGAGAAAAGCCAGUCCUGGUCUUCCCUCAAAGUUGAACAGGCUCCAGCCUGUAAUGGAACUAUUUAUUUAUUUGAGAGUGAAGAAAAGAUGGACAAAAUUUGUUAUUGCGUAAAGGAGUCAAAAACCAAUCUGAACUUGCCUUCAGCGUUGGCUUUCCAAGUAUUUCAAUAUAAAACUUUCCCAAGACCCUGGAAAAUCCUUGUCAAACUUAUUUUAUUUUCUCUCCCACAGGUGAACCAGGAACACUCUCAUCAUUUUUUUCAUGCAGGGAAACCAGUAGCAAUGCCCACAGAUGCUACUGCAAAGUGAAUUCAACUUCAAUCAAUAGAAAUGAGAUGU
Corvus hawaiiensis (hawaiian crow) is the source of this 3095-nucleotide messenger RNA. RefSeq names its product RIO kinase 1 (gene RIOK1). Lineage: Eukaryota; Metazoa; Chordata; Aves; Passeriformes; Corvidae. Gene Ontology annotation, cellular component: preribosome, small subunit precursor; cytosol. The record is from RefSeq and is a predicted model, not a curated record. The transcript has 17 exons. Gene Ontology annotation, molecular function: ATP binding; protein serine/threonine kinase activity. Gene Ontology annotation, biological process: maturation of SSU-rRNA. The coding region runs from base 106 to 2100 and encodes 664 amino acids.